This is a messenger RNA of Aspergillus tanneri, 3534 nucleotides long. Its product is annotated as putative ABC bile acid transporter. Gene Ontology annotation, cellular component: membrane; fungal-type vacuole. Gene Ontology annotation, biological process: transmembrane transport. The record is from RefSeq and is a predicted model, not a curated record. The coding region runs from base 1 to 3534 and encodes 1177 amino acids. Lineage: Eukaryota; Fungi; Ascomycota; Eurotiomycetes; Eurotiales; Aspergillaceae. The transcript has a single exon. Gene Ontology annotation, molecular function: ATP binding; ABC-type peptide transporter activity; ATP hydrolysis activity.
AUGGGUCACCCAGAAAGACCUAAGAGAAUUGCUUUGACCUAUGCUCUUCUCUCUUUGCUACUUCGCUUCGUCUCCGCACAAUCACAGGUACUGUACCUCUGGUAUGGUAGGCGGUGUUAUGAGAGAAGUAGGGGUGAGAUGAUCAUGAUGAUUUAUGAGAAAGCAUUGUCUAGAAAAAACGUCUUUGACCAGCAGUUGAAAAGCGAACAAGAGUCUGAACCUACCGAUGGAGAUUGUAGUGAUGAUGAUGCUGAUCCUAGCUCCAAGAAGAGAAAGCUUUGUGGAUUACUCCAUCUGAAGCGAAGUUCUCGCAAAGACAAGCCCAAAACAGCGGCAUCUAUGGGUAAAAUCUUCAAUCUACUACGAGGGGAUGCUUACGAAGUAGCCCAGCGUUUCUGGGAGGUUGACACUCUCGUUGAUAAACCAAUAGGGCUGAUCAUUGCCAUUGCGCUUGUUUGGAAAUUGCUUGGCCCAUCGUGCUUUUUGGGCAUCAUAGCUAUUAUAAUUGCCCAAGCAAUUAACGCCAUUAUCACCCGCAUACUUCUCCAGUGGGAACGCAUCCGCAGGCUGGCAACCGACGCCAGGCUUCAGGUUUCCACCCAGUUUGUGGAAGCCCUUCGUCACCUUCGUUGGUAUGGCUGGCAAGAUCAUUGGCUCCAGCAGGUCAUGGAUGCUCGGCAAUCUGAGUUGAACCUUCGCAUCAUAACUAGUUUAUGGAACGUUUUGAUCCGUUUCGUCAACGCUUUCGCAAGCGGAUUGUUUCCUGUAGUCGCUUUCUAUGCCUAUACGAUGUUGGCCGGGCACCCAUUGCGUAUCGACAUUAUAUUCCCUGCUCUGCAGCUUUUCACGAUGUUGGAGACUCGCCUACGAGACCUUCCUGGCCUCAUUACCGUACUCAUCAAUGCAUCCAUCGCGAUGGAAAGAAUUGAAGGUUUUAUGCAGGAGCCAAACAAAGAGGAAAAGAAUGCUACUUUCUCCUCCGACUUUUCGCUCGCGCUCGAAAACUGUUCUUUCGCGUGGCCCGGAAAAGAAUUGCCUGUGCUUUUGGAUGUGAAUAUGAGAAUCUCUGAAGGACUGACAGUCAUUUGCGGCAAGGUCGGAGCUGGAAAGACUGCUCUAAUUCAAGCUUUAUUAGGCGAGCUAGAUCGUCUCAGGGGUGUAUCACAUAUUCCGAACGAGAUGGUCGGGUUCUGUUCUCAGACACCUUGGCUACAAAGCAUGAGCAUUCGGGAUAACAUCUUAUUUUCCUCUCCCUAUGACGAGCAGCGGUAUAAACGAGUCCUGGAUGCCUGCGCCUUACUUCCAGACCUCGCCAAUUUCAAACACGGAGACAUGUCAUUUGUAGGGGAGAAUGGCAUCGGUCUCUCAGGUGGACAGAAGGCACGCGUUGCUCUUGCUCGAGCAGUAUACAGUACAGCAAGAAUUCUGCUUCUUGAUGAUCCGCUUUCUGCUCUGGACCAUAAUACAGCUGAAUUAAUAGUCCGUAAAUGCUUCUCGGGCCCUUUGAUGCGGAAUCGAAUUGUUGUCCUUGUCACACAUCGCACACACCUUGUUAACCACAUCGCAGAUCAAAUUAUCAAUGUGCAUGAUGGUCAAACUACAAUACAGGGCCGACAGUCUGCUCUUUUGUCUCAUGAUGAUAGCUCCAAUGAAACUUUGUCUUCUCAUACAGUCGACAGUGAGACACAAGACGAGUCAACGAUUGAAGUUGAGACGGCAGCGGUGCCACAAAAGUUCAUCGAAGAGGAGCACCGCGCAGAAUGGGGUGUGAAGGCCAGAGUUUACUGGAGUUACAUCAAGGCAGGCAAAUACAAAUGGUGGUCUGCACUGGUCGCCGUGGUAGCAGUGUUUCGACUGACGUCUGUUGCACAAUCAUGGUUCCUUAAGGAAUGGGGUGAGGCAUAUAACCAGCCCGCUUUAUUAUUUGGACACUCGGAAUCAAACGUGGUAUUUUUCUUCAGGGAAUGGGCUGUAUACCCAACUUCACUAGGCACAGCUAAUUGGAUACCGAAGAACACAAUGGACAAAUUACCUCCCCCAAUGGAAGAUGUUCGCCCAUGGCUACUGGCAUUCUUUGCUAUCACUGUUUCUCAAUCAGUGAUCGUCCUGCUUGCGCAGCUCUUAAUGCUGGCCAUCGUCUACUGCGCGGGGAAAUCGCUUUUCCAACAGGCCAUGGUAUGCGUCAGUCAUGCCACUUUCCGAUUUUUUGAUGUCACUCCAAUUGGGCGUUUGAUGAAUCGACUGACAUCAGAUAUCGGAGUUGUUGACGGAAACAUCAGCCAGCAAUUCCAAAUCAUCGCAUUCCAAGCCAUCACAUGGAUUUCAUCGAUUCUAGUGAUUGCUUCAGUGACGCCCACCUUCCUUGGGUUCUCCUUCCUCCUUACUGCAACUUUUAUAUUCACGUUUCUGCAAUUCCUACCAACCUCACAGAGUCUGCGGCGACUGGAAAUGGUGUCGCUGAGUCCUUUAAUAUCCAAUUUCGGGGAGUUAUUACAUGGCUUAACCACUGUGCGCGCGUUUCACGCAGAAAUGCGCUUCCAGGAACGAGUCAUCGCGGUUGUGGAUAAAUUCCAAGGCAUGGAUCAUUUUUACUGGUCACUCCAGAGCUGGCUGAUAUAUCGCUUCGAGAGUCUGUCGGCGAUUUCCACGUUCUGCCUGACGGCUCUUGCAUUAUACACGAGCGUGCCUCCAGGCCUUGCAGCAUUUGUUCUUAUAGCCGCGAACAACCUGGUAGAGGCCACCCACGGGCUAUGCAAGCAGUAUGGCCAGCUCCAAAUGGACUUUGUCUCCGUGGAGCGAGUAGACGAACUACUCCACGUGGAAGAAGAAACUCCUGGGACAAUCGAUCCCCCAGCCUCAUGGCCUAAAUUCGGCCACGAUAUUACAUUCGAAGACGUCACAAUCCGCUACGCUCCUCAUCUAGAUCCUUCCCUUAAUAACAUCUCCCUCCGAAUCCCCGGGGGAUCCACCACGGCGAUCAUUGGCCGCACAGGCAGUGGGAAGUCCACACUCGCUAUCUCUCUUCUCAGCGUGGUCCGACCCGAAUCCGGUCGCAUCCUGAUCGACGACAUCGACAUCGCGCAAGUGAACACCCAAGCCCUACGCACACGCGUCACCUUCGUCGCGCAAGACCCCGUCUUAUUCCCGGGUAGCAUCCGGCUCAACCUCGACCCAACGUGCGAUUAUACCGACGAGGAAUGUGCCGACGUCCUCAGAUGUAUCUGUGGCCGACACGGCUGGACCUUAGAUACACAUGUUGAAGCCGGUGGUCGGAACCUUAGCCAGGGUGAACGGCAAUUAAUUGGUCUGUCGCGGGCAGUUCUGCGUCGGAGCUCGAUUGUCAUUCUGGAUGAAGCAACAGCAUCCAUCGACCAUGAAAGUUCAUUGGAAAUCCAGCAGAUAAUACGAGAGGAAUUGAAAGAGUCGACGGUGAUUACUAUAGCGCAUAGAUUGGAGGCAAUUAAGGACGCGGAUUAUUAUAUUGUGUUAGAUCAAGGUAGUGUGUCUAGACAGGGAUAUGUCAGGGACAUGUAA